Durusdinium trenchii is the source of this 1617-nucleotide messenger RNA. Lineage: Eukaryota; Dinophyceae; Suessiales; Symbiodiniaceae. The record is from the annotation of a GenBank genome assembly.
UGGCUCAAGCCCUGUGCAAUCCGCCGUUUGCUAGGAUUACAGAUUGUCCGCCACCGCAGGUGGUUCGACAUGACACAGCUGCCCGUCAAAAAUACAUUCAUCGAGGUGAGAUCGCAGGAUCCGAUUAUUGUACGACCCCGGGCACAAACUGUUGAAGUGGUUGGCAGCCCACCGUACCUGGCCAGUUCAUGUGAGGUUGCUCCUGCACCGGUAGCACAAGUGAGUGCACCAGGUUUUCCGGCAGUCACAAUCGACUCCAAAGUUCGCGCACCUCAAGGUGCUGCGGCGUGUGUGGUCUCCAGCGUUGAGUCUACAAGGAGGUGCUCGGUGACCAGAACUCCAGAUGUCCUGUAUGCACGAACGCCUGUGGGCUCCAUUGUUGCAGAGCCGCCCUUUGCAUUUGCUCUACCACAGGCCGUGGAAGACCUUGCAAGACGUAGGACAAGCACCUUUGGCACAGAGGCCGCCCGAGUGCAGACUGGCCACUCGUCAGCGACGAGAAGAAGCUCCCUGGAGACCAUCCCGGCCACGCCUGACAUGUACUACAGCUGGCCACCGCCGCAGGGCGCUGCUCCACCCGUCAUGGUUCUCCCAAGUCCAGUACCAGAAGGUUCAACUCAGGUUGGGCAUGCUCUGGCACCAAUGGCAGCCCCGCACGGAAUGCCAAUUCUCCAAUGCCCUCCAGGACAAGCGCCCUGCCAAGUUCACAUGCCAAUGCCAAUGUCAGAGGCACAACCAAUUGCUCAUUCAGUGAGCGCCCAAUACCCGGGAAUGGGACAGCAAUUUGCACAUCCACCGCCUGUCCAGUAUGGAAGCCAAAUGCCUCUAGCCACUUCAUGGGAUCCACAGAUGCAUUACAUGCCGCCAAGUGCGCUGCCUUCUCAGCUGGAGCCAGCCGGCAAGCCUCAACUGCAGAAGCUGCCUGCAUGGCAGCCAGCAGCUCCAGCGGCCGCCAGCAAGUUCCCAACACAGCCCCCACAGCAGGUCUUGGUGCUCUCAAACUUUUUACAAGAGGCACCAAGAAAGCUGGAGGCACAGUUGCCAGCGGAGGUUCAAGACACUUCGCAAGCUGGGGGAAUUACAACGCUUAUGCUGCGAAAUAUUCCGGUUACUUUCAACCGAGAAUCCCUUUUGGCUGAUUUUGAUGCACGUGGCUUCCGUGGUCAAUAUGAUUUCUUCUACUUGCCCAUUGACUUCCAAACCGACAACAACCUCGGGUAUGCGUUCGUGAACCUGGUGACGCCCAUGUCAGCCGAGCGCUUCCGAAGCACCUACCAGGGUUUGGCCUUGGCGGGGGAUCGGAGCAAGAAGAUCUGUGCGGUGGCACCAGCCACGACCCAGGGAAGGGCUGCAAAUGUGGAGUACUAUAGGAACAGCAAUGUUAUGAGCAUGGAGGACAAGUACCAGCCUGUUGUGUUCGAGAAUGGGAUGCGGGCGCGGUUUCCUGCACCCACCAAGGCUGUGAAGCCGAUCCGCUACCGAGAGAGCAGGGGCGUGGUUCCAGAAUGAUUCUGAAGUCAUCGGUUCUCUGAUCGAUUGUCACAACACGUAUCUGAUAUCAGCUUGAUGGCCAUCCGGUUUCUUGGGGAAUGAUGACCCUGGAUGACGAAGGCUCCC